CGCGACAAACAGCAAUGGCGUCCUCUAGGAAUCGCCAUCUGGAGGGGAUAGUAUCUCCAUUACCCCGUAAAGAAAAACAAAAAUGUGUAGUGUCCAUUAAAAAAUCCUCAAUAAUUUGAAAUGGCACCGACGUGGUUCGACAGGAUACUCCACCCAAACACCCACGAGGAAACGGAGAAAAUUCUCGCCAAAUUACGCACACGAAAGAUAAAUUCUCGUUCAGGGGACGAAUUAUCCAAGUUCUUCGGUAAAUUGAACUCCGAGAAUGCACAGAAGCCACAGAAGAACGUUAUCAUAUCCCCAGGAGGUCGUCAGGACCCCCAGGUGCUCCCCACGUACGGUCCGAUCCCAGGAUUUCCUGCAGGCUCCUGGUGGGGCAUCAGGAUGGACCUCUCACGGGAUCAGGUGCACCUGCCCUUCGACAAGGACCUAGACGAGGCAUCCGCAGGAGCACUUUCUCUCUGCACAUCUCACUCAAAUCCCCACAAUGACCUUGACUUCGGUGACUACUUGACGUUCACCACGAUCGAGACCCUGGCCUCUCCCUUAAUCCGUAGCUGUCAAAAUCAAAUUCCCAUAAGACUAGUGCGUGGGUACAACUUGGCGAACAAGUACGCACCAAAAACAGGUUAUCGAUACGACGGUCUUUACCAGGUAAUCUCAUUGUGGCAGGUGGAAACUGCCUCUACCCCAGUCAAGAUCCUCAGAUUCGCCCUAGUGAGAUUGAAUUCUCAGGAUGUGCCCCCCUGGGAGCCCUCGAAGUCCCCGAAGAAGAGGAAUAAGUCGAGGACAACUCAGAGGUGUCACAUGGACUGCUGCAGGUCUGAUUCCCUCAAAAUCAGGGCAGAAGACCCCGAGAAAAUUUCAGGACUCGAGAAAGCCCCGAGGGAGAGUUCGAUCGUGAUGCGUCACGUCUCUAAGAAAUGCGAUUCGAUUCCAGGGGCUGAAUCUCCCAAGCUCAAUACCUCGAAACUCCAGAACACAAAUAUAUCGAUUAGAACUGAUCUGUACGACUCCUCACCGAAUCCCCAGGACGUCAAGAAGACACCCAUGACCUUCUGCAGGGUUUACAAGUCUUCGGUUAAAAGCCUUCCCUCACAAAUCCUCAAUCUCAACACUUUUGGGCCAGGAGCCAGGGACAAACUCCAGGAGUCACUCAUCCAAAUGCGCUCGGGGGUGGGGAAGAUCGAACGAUCACCUGUGUCUUCCGCGAGGAAUUCGUCAGCAUCCGAGGGCCCAGAAUUUACAGCUGUUUCGAGUCCCCCGGACUCUAGAGACAAACCUAUCGAGGUCUCCAAAAAACUUUCGGAAGUGGUGACUCGAUCCCCAGUGGCCGACUCCAGGAAGAGCUUUGAAAAAUCCCAGGAGGGCCUCCAGGUCACCCCGACGAUGGAGUCAGCAUUGAUAAUGCCGAAAUUGAAUAAACACGUGGUAAAAGUUCCUGAUGUUCUUCGAUCGACUCCCAAGUCUUCCAAGACCCUUUACUCCCUGAGGUCAACAUCCACUGGGAAAAAGAGCGUCGAGGCCAGCCCAAUCCUCCGGAAAUCGGUGCUGAAGUCGAAGGCAUCAGAGAGCCACAAAGAGAAUGCCGGUCACAAGAGCAGUGGAAAGAAGAGUGGAAAAUCUGGGGUUCAAGGAUAUUCCAAGGCCUCGAAGAAGCGGCAGAGUGAGCUCGCGAAAUUGGCGAUUGACGCGAAUUUUGUGGCAAAAUCGCGUGGUCCGAGGACCCGGAGAUUCCCAUAUGCCAUGAGAGGGUUCAGCAAGAGGAGGGAUAACCUGAGACACCUGAAGGGAAGAUCCAAGGACCUCUCAAAGAAGACAAAACUCAUCAAGAGGAACACCGGCCGAUCCCUAAAUUCUUCUAAAACGGAAAAGAUGGAGCUGAGGGAAUUGAAGCCUCAGGAGAAGACUGAGGGGCGAAAACCGGUGAAGUCGACGCAGAAGAGGGAGGUCAGAAGGCUAAAGAUGGUGGAUGCUGUUGUUCAGUGCACUUUGCAGAGGGAUGCCUCGACUUCGGUGGAUUUUGAAGAAUUGGCGAGUCCUCGGGGCUUUGGCCAGUGGGGGAGUCUCGAGGAUGUGAAGUCAGAGGGCUCGGAGGACCUCCAGGAGAUCGUUCACAGGAAUAUAUCGGUGCAGACGACUCAGGAAGGAGAGAUUCUUAGGCCAAGCUGCGUGAGAAGGGAUUUAGAGGCCUCUGUGAGACUCGGGGGUGGGCUCUCGGCUUUUGUACCUGUUAAUAUGUCCGAUGUGGAGUUCAGGGUGGCGAGGCUCAGGUCCAUUGGCUUCAAACCCAUUCAUCCGUGUAUUCUGUCUGGGUACGAGGGUCAGGCUUUCAGUGAAUACAGGCAGGGGAGCUCCAAGGGGGCUGUUUCUGUUGUCAGGAGAGAUGUCAAUGAACAGUACAAAAAGUACACGACUGAGGAGAAUAAUGUGGUGGGGUACAUGGACGAUCAGCUCAGGUAUCAGGAUAUCGAGGAGGAGGGAGUCAAGGGAAAGGGCAAGCGAAGGAGGAGGCGAGAGGAGGAGGUCGAGGGCCCGUGGCAUGGGUGGAAAAAGUUUGUACAACUGUGAUGGGGGAGUCAUCAGAAAUUGAGAUAAAAAUAUUUAUUUGACGCUUACAGACUCUUCUAACAGAUUAUGGGGAGAGGGGGUAGGCCCGGUGACAAAAUAAUUGGGGGAAGUAACAAAAUCUCGGAUAUUUCAAUACCUGGGGGAGGUGCAGCGUUUAUUAAUUCUUUUGGAUUGGACUGUUGUUUAUUACAACAGCGAAAUGCUGAGGUGAGAUUUAUUUUUGCGAAAUAACUUGGCAAUUGUGGAAAAUACAAAGAUGAUUGGGGGAACUUUUUUCGAGAUCUCGGGGAGAUAAGGAAAAAAGGUUUCUAUCGAUUUUUCGAUAUCUUUCCCUGGUUCUGAGAUAUUUCGCGAGAACUACUGCUUGAGUGUGAAAAUCUCGUUUCAACAUUUCGCUAAUGAAUUUUUUUUCCACUUCUGCAGUAAUUAGUGACUCGCGCAAAUUUACUCUGUAAAUACAAUCUAUGUUAACGAUAUAUACAUAUAUUAGUUUUUUUUAUUAGGACGCGAAGAUAGUCUGUUGGCUCAGAAGCUAAAUUAUUUAACGUAUGAUUUAUCCUCUUUCAUGAUUUAUUUUUUAUUAUCAUUCUUGCGAUUUCCCUCAGCUGAUUUGGGUUCGUCUUGUGGGCUUUAUUAGCGUCAAUCGUGUCAAUGUUUAAUGUUCCAGAGUGUUUCAAUGACAGAUUUACACGCGUCAACAUUGAUUUCGCUAAUUCCUUUUGUAGGAUUUUUUUUCUUAUUUUUAUCUUAGUAUUUUCGCUGUUGAGCAAAUAAAAUAAAACAGAACUUUAUAUUUUUUGAAGUGAUUGACGUAAAUAAAGAGUCGAUUGUACCAUGGAAAAA
Messenger RNA from Fopius arisanus, 3414 nucleotides. RefSeq lists its product as uncharacterized. NCBI's taxonomy places the organism in Eukaryota, Metazoa, Arthropoda, Insecta, Hymenoptera, Braconidae. Gene Ontology annotation, molecular function: ubiquitin protein ligase activity. The transcript is spliced from 3 exons. Gene Ontology annotation, biological process: negative regulation of gene expression via chromosomal CpG island methylation; protein ubiquitination. The coding region runs from base 121 to 2571 and encodes 816 amino acids. The record is from RefSeq and is a predicted model, not a curated record.